AUGGUACUUAUUUAUUUGUUCAAAUAUGUUGCUCUUGGUACAGAUAAAGGGGUUUUUGGUGUUCCAGAAAAGGGUUUUGGGUUACUCCAGAAAGAUCAACAUAUGGGUCCCUUAACAAUGUCGGAUUCUGGUUCUGAGUCCCACACCCAAUCUGAUUGUCUGGGAUACAAUCACAAAACAAACUCCUUUUUCAGAGUCCCUGGACUGUUUGUUGCGUUAACUCCUAAGGGUUUAUCAGAUUGUGAUUCUGUUAGAAGCCCAACAUCUCCUCUAGAUUUUAGGGUGUUCUCAAAUUUAGGGAACCCCUAUAAAUCCCCAAGGUCGUCCCAUAAUGGGUACCAGAAGACCUGGGAUUGCAGUAAAGUUGGCUUAAGCAUUGUAAAUUCUCUUGAUGAUGAUAUGAGAGAAUCUGGCAAAGUUCUUCAAUCAUUGGACAGCAAGAACAUUCUUUUUGGACAGCAAGUAAGAGCUAAAACCCCAAAAUUUCAAGCCUAUGCUAAUUCUUUUGAGGCACCAAAGUCUCUGCCAAGAAAUUUUGCAAUUUUCCCCCAUACCCAUGCCAAUUCUCCUCUUCAGAGCGGCAGCUCUGAUGUUAUUUUUGAGACUGGAGAAGCCCCAUUUGAACCUGAGCACUUUGGAAAAAUCCAGUGUUGUUCACUGGACUCCUGCAAGUCCUUUUCAACCCUGUCCCAUUUGGCUGAACCAAAGUCCAAUGUGACUUCAAGGAAUUUCUGUUUGAAAACUACUCGAGUUAAUAGUCCUUGGCAAUUUUCUGGAGGAAGCCCAAAUUCAAAAAACUCUUUGCAUACAGAUUUGAACUUGACUCCGUUGUCUGUUGGCUCUGCCAAUGGAUGUAUUGUUUCUCUCUCUGCAAGUGAGAUUGAGCUCUCUGAGGAGUACACUUGUGUAAUUUCACAUGGUCCCAACCCCAAGAAAACUCACAUUUAUGGUGAUUUCAUCUUGGAAUGUUACUCUAAUGAAGGAAAUGAGACUGGAAUGCCUCAGGCUGCUACUAGCUCUCCAAUUAAAAGUCCAUUACCAUUAAAUGAUUUUUUGAACUUCUGUAAUCAUUGCAACAAGAAAUUGGAAGGUGAAAGAGAUAUUUACAUAUACAGUGGUGAGAAAGCCUUUUGCAGUUUAAGUUGUCGCAUUGAGGAGAUUAUGAUUGAUGAGGAAAUGGAGAAAACAAUCAACAAAUCUUCCAAUGACUCUCUCGGGUCUGACAAUGGUGAGGAACUCUUUGAAAAUGGCAUUUUUGAUUCUCCAUAAAGUCACUUGCAUGGCUUAACAAUACUCACCAAUCCCAUGAUUGAUGAAAAUGUUCUCAAAGGUAGAUGCCCUUGAUCAUCCGUUUACAAAGAGCUGUUUAUUUGCAUUUGUCAGCAACCAUGGAUGAUCGUUUUGUACAUUGUUUGUUUCAUUGUUCGUGGUCAUGGGAGAUGAACCUCUAUUUUGGCUAGUUUUUGCUUAUCAUAAUUCACUUAGAUUGGCUCAUAAUUGAAAAAGUGGAAGCUGAUUUUUCUGGCUUCCCAAUUUAGUUCUUUUUCUGAGAGUCAUUAUAUAAGCCUGCGAACUGGACAAGUUUUUGACUGAAUAUAAAAUGCUAUCAAAUAUUGUAUGCUA
Hevea brasiliensis (rubber tree) is the source of this 1623-nucleotide messenger RNA. RefSeq names its product FCS-Like Zinc finger 10-like. NCBI's taxonomy places the organism in Eukaryota, Viridiplantae, Streptophyta, Magnoliopsida, Malpighiales, Euphorbiaceae. The record is from RefSeq and is a predicted model, not a curated record. The coding region runs from base 1 to 1269 and encodes 422 amino acids. The transcript has 2 exons.